Molecule: messenger RNA, 1392 nt
Organism: Colletotrichum paranaense
Lineage: Eukaryota; Fungi; Ascomycota; Sordariomycetes; Glomerellales; Glomerellaceae
Exons: 3
Coding region: 1-1392 (463 amino acids)
Source: RefSeq, a predicted model, not a curated record
AUGGCGUCUAAAGAGAAAUGGCAUAGUACACACGACGAAGAGCAGUCUCUCAUGGCCGGAAACUCUGACGACGACUCAGUCUCUUCAACUACGGGGUUUCGAAGCCACAGAGCUUCACUAUAUUGCCGGCUAUUCAGGCCGUCAAUUUCAACCUUGAAGGACUUGAUCUUGAUUGCAUUCGCAAUCUUAGGCUUUGUUAGCCUCCUCCAGUCUCCAAUCAACAUCCCCUCUCACUUCCUCUCGGAGGGCACCUCAAAACCAGACAACUUGCACGCGCCACCCACAAUCACAUCUUGUGAUUGCGGAAACUCUACUGCCGAAGCAGUCACUUUGGGCUGCAAAUAUGACUCCCUGGCUGCUGCUUGGCUUCCCGAGCACUGUCGGGACGACGAGCUGACGGCUGAGUUUGAGCGCUCCGGGCCCGGCCCCAACGGCGAGUGGACGUACUGGGCCGAUACCGCGCAUACCAAAGAGAUUAGUGUCGGAGAGAUUGCAAAGAUGGCGGAUAACCAGGAAGAACUGCGGUUCCACAUGUCUGGGCACUGGCACGUCCUGCAUUGCAUUUUCUACUGGAGAAAGGAGCACCGGGCGCGAUUCAAUGGCAAGAUGGUUGAGCCGCGGUCGGACAAUGAGAAGCAUAUCAAGCAUUGCGGCAAGAUCUUCUUGGACCCGGGAUAUGGCACUGUGGCUGGAGUAGCGUUGAACACUGAUAUGGAUCUCAACUACAUGGCUCCCCAAGCAUUAAAACUUCCGUCGCCUACUUGCAAGUAUCACCCGCUCAACGAUGAGACCGCAACCAACCCAUCUGCAAAUGCCAAAGCCUACACCACCAGACAGCCAAGCCGGCUUGUAUUCGUCUCACUAUUCGCAACAGUCACUGUCUUCGGAACUCUACUCCUGAUUCUACUAUCCCUACAUCUACGUCUUCUACAAUCAACAGUACCAAGGCAGAAACUCAGCUGCGGCAGGAGCGUCACCGAAGCCCAGCAAGCAGGAUGCACCUUUGACCCUCUCGCAAAAGCCUGGCUGCCCGCCGCCUGCCCCCGCUACGGCCUAGCCGAAUUCGAAGCGGCAGCGGGCGCAACGCACAACCAAUCUCGUUGGCGAUACUGGCGGGACCAGGCCGGAGAAGAGGAGCUCAGCAUGGAAGACCUCGCAUCUCUCGGGGGGAGCGAGAAAUGGUGGGGCACGGAGCGGGAACACUUGACGCACUGCGCGUGGAUGCUGGUUCGAAAGGCGCGCGCAUUUGCCGAUGGUGGCAGGGUGGAUAAGCUGACGGCGGACUUUGAUCACUCCAAGCACUGUACCAUGCUUCUGCUGUGGAGGGCGCUGCAGGCUGAGGGGAUUGACGAGAUGGAUACGAGCGGAAACGUUGUGUUUGGAGGAUGCUGA